CGCGCGCACCUCAAACAUGGCGGGGUCUGUAGUGAUGUUUGAUUCUUCGGAGGAGUUCUCGGACUAUAAACUGUCUAGAGCAGACAUUCUGAGAGGGAUCGUUACCGAGAAGCUGACCACGGCGGCGCAGGAGAUCUUCGCGGUCUUGGAGAGAGCCGUAGCCGGAUAUGAGGAGGAGGCGGCGGGUCUGAGGCAGGAGAUCGACCGGCAGAGGCUCCAGCUGGAGGCUGUCCUUCAGCCCAGAGUCUCUCUCAGCAGGAUAGAUCCAGAAGCUGGAUUUGAAGAAGGUGGAGAACCAGAGAGACUAGCUCGGUGCACACAGACCGGUGUGAUGGGCUCAGGGAUUCAUAACAUCUUCAUCAAGACUGAGAACGACCUCAGUGAAGACUACGGUGGAGAUGUGGGGGAAGAGGAGUCCGCAGAUGAAUCUGCAAAGAGCGACAGUCCUGGCCUAAACAUCACCAGAGAGCGAGAUGAUCAGACCCCAGACACAAGAGGUCCAUGUUUGAAGAGGAAGAGGAGAAAGAGGUCUUCACUGAACCUCAGAGUCUGUCUACUGGAGGACUUCGAGGGUGACUCGGUCUUAAAAUGUGUGUUCAAACACCAGGUUCAGGAGGUGAAGUGUCCCCCAGGCCUGGAGGAGGCAGACUUCCUGGAUCUGCUGAGGUCUACCUUCCCUCAGCUGACAGGAGAGUUUGACAUGUUCACGAUCAACGCGUCCAGAGAGCUGAUGCCUCUGAAUCUAGAGAAACUGACUCCAGAGGAGGUCAGAAGAUCCCUCAGAUCCACAGCAGAAGGAACGGCUCUGUUCAUCAGAGAGAAGGACCCAGGUAACUCGCAGACCAGCACCGAGCAACAAAGUGAGCAACAAAGCUCUCCAUUAAGAGAAGAAGAAGCAACCAACAUCACAACAAAUGAUGAAAACUGGGAAAAAUCGAAUUUUAACAGCGGUCCUGAUGAAGAACUGGGGGGCAAUGACUGGGAGCCUUACCCGAGCACUUCAGGACUGCAACAAGAUGUGGAAACAGAGUUAGACUGGCAACAACAGGAAGUACCUGAGCACCUCAAUGCCCUGUAUUCUACUCAGCCUGAAACUGGAAGAGAUGACAAAGCUGAAGGUAAAGAUCAGGGGGAUGAAGAAACACCAGGAGAGCCCAGUACCUCUGCGCCGCCUGUAACUGAAAGAGAUAAAAAAGCUAAAAAUAGAAAAAAGGGAAGUGAUGAUGAUGAUGAAGAAUGGAAACCAGACAGUGAAAAAGAGCUGAAACCGAAAAAAACACGUUUAUCAAAGAAAUGUACUAAGAAAAAAGAAGAAAAAGAAAGUGCUGAUCCUGUGUCCUGUAAAGUCUGUAAAAAUCUGUUUAGGACAAGUAAGGUGUUGAUCAGACACGCCUGGAUUCAUGUGGAGGAUCCUGAGAGCCUUUGCGGAGUAUGUGGAGAAAAAUCCGAGUCUGCAGAAGAGCUGAAGAAUCAUCUCGUAAGUCACGGGACAACACAUGGCUGUGACACCUGUGGAAAGAAAUUCCUCUCUGAACUGAGUCUACAGAAGCAUGCUCGUCUCCAUGCAGGAGAGAAACUGUUCAAAUGUGACGCCUGCGAUAAGACAUUCUUCACAAAAUAUCAGUGGAGGAGACACUGCGUGAUUCAUGGGAAGGAGAAACCACACAAAUGUGAAGUCUGUGAUCAGUCUUUCUUUUACAAACAACAGCUGAAGUAUCACCGCAGCGUCCACGCAGUUGAGAAGCAGUUCACCUGUGAUGUCUGCGGUAAAUCUGUCAACACCUUACGGUCGCUGUCCCAGCACAAGUUGAUUCACGUGGGGGAAAAACGAUACAGCUGUAAAGUGUGUGAGAAGCGCUUUUUACUACCUGAAAAACUUAAACUGCACUUGAAACGUCACGCAUCUGAAGACAAGACGUACCUGUGUGAUGUCUGCAGCAAAAUGUUCCACACGCAAGCGCAGUUAAACGCUCACCUGAAGUAUCACGGCGAGGAGAAGGAGGGGGUACCGUGCACCGUGUGUGGAAAGAAAAUGUCAAAGAGGAACCUACGGGCUCACAUGAAGGUCCACACUGGGGAGAAACCCCACAAAUGCUCCCAGUGCGAGAAAUCGUUCAGUUCCACCAGUCAUCUCAAAAAUCAUCAAAGCACCCACACAGGCGCCAAACCCUUCAUUUGCGGGGUUUGUGGGAAAGCCAGCGCACGCAGGGAACACCUGAGAGUCCACAUGAGGACCCACAAUGGGGAGAAACCGUACAUAUGCAAGAUUUGUAACAAAGACUUCACUCAGAGCCACUGCCUGAAGACUCACAUGAAGAGCCACUAGGGGGAAAAGUCCGCCAAGACUUAACAGAGGAGCUGCAAGUCUGAAAACAUUCUUUUGUACCAAAAACUCAAUACGUGUUAAUCUCUGUAAAAAGUUAUUGGCAAU
This is a messenger RNA of Cheilinus undulatus (humphead wrasse), 2431 nucleotides long. RefSeq names its product zinc finger protein 320-like. Gene Ontology annotation, molecular function: DNA-binding transcription factor activity; RNA polymerase II cis-regulatory region sequence-specific DNA binding. The record is from RefSeq and is a predicted model, not a curated record. The transcript is spliced from 7 exons. Bases 17 to 2326 code for a protein of 769 amino acids. Gene Ontology annotation, biological process: regulation of transcription by RNA polymerase II. NCBI's taxonomy places the organism in Eukaryota, Metazoa, Chordata, Actinopteri, Labriformes, Labridae.